This is a messenger RNA of Neofelis nebulosa (Clouded leopard), 984 nucleotides long. RefSeq names its product basic helix-loop-helix family member a9 (gene BHLHA9). Gene Ontology annotation, molecular function: protein dimerization activity; DNA-binding transcription factor activity, RNA polymerase II-specific; RNA polymerase II transcription regulatory region sequence-specific DNA binding. NCBI's taxonomy places the organism in Eukaryota, Metazoa, Chordata, Mammalia, Carnivora, Felidae. Bases 1 to 657 code for a protein of 218 amino acids. Gene Ontology annotation, biological process: regulation of transcription by RNA polymerase II; developmental process. The record is from RefSeq and is a predicted model, not a curated record. The transcript has a single exon.
AUGCACCGAGGCGGGCCGGGACCAGGCCUCAGAGGCCUGAAGGGGGCCGAGGGCCCCGCCGAGGACUUGGGGGGCUCUUGCCUGGAGGCCGGCAGGGAUUUUGGGGUGCUGAAGGAGAACGGCGAGGCCGAGGAGGCGGCGAGCGGCAGGAAACGCGCCCGGCCGGCGCGCUCCAAGGCGCGGCGCAUGGCGGCCAACGUGCGGGAGCGCAAGCGCAUCCUGGACUACAACGAGGCCUUCAACGCGCUGCGCAGGGCGCUGCGGCACGACCUGGGCGGCAAGAGGCUCUCUAAGAUCGCCACGCUGCGCAGGGCCAUCCACCGCAUCGCGGCGCUCUCCCUAGUCCUGCGCGCCAGCCCCGCGCCCCGCUGGCACUGCGGGCACCUGGAAUGCCACGGCCAGGCCGCGCGUGCCGGGGGCGGCGGGGACGCGGGCUCCAGCCCGCCGCCGCCCGCCCCGCCGCCCGCCGGCCCCUUCGCGCCGCGCUGCGCCUCGUGUUCCCCGCACACGCACCCGGGACGGCCCAGGGCGGUGGCCGAGGCUCAGGGCGCGGCCCAGGCGUCCGCGGGAAGCUGGCGCCGCGGUCCUGGGGCUCCCUUGGCCUGGCCGCGGGGCCACCCGCGAGCGGGCCCCGGGUUGGGCUUCCAGCACUCCUGACUGGCUCCAGAGAGACCCGGUGGGCCUGGAGGGAGGCCGGCCAAGGAGGAGCCAACGACAGGAUGACUACUAAAGGGAAGACUGCAAAAAACCGUCCUGGACCAAGAAAAACUGAAUGGCUGAGGCCAGAGAGAGAGAGAGAGAGGAGGCAGCCUUGCCAGUAGGAAGGAACUGAGCCCAAGGCUGCUCUCCCCAGCACCUCCCUCCUCAGCCUGAAGCCCAACCAGGGAUGGCAACUCCAGGAAAGGAGCAGGAUCCUGCUGGGUUCUUUUUUAUGUUUGGACUUGAUGAACUCUUCUCAGAAAGUGAUCUUUGCGUUCCUGUGCC